AUGGUAAGUAAUGAAAUUAUGAUGUUGAAGAGACUUGGUGAUGAGGUUAUUGGUAUAUGGAUUGUGAAAAGGAAAAUAUUGCUCCCCAAAAUUUCGCCAAUACUCAGUAAAACAAAACCCUACCUCCCAAAUCAGACCUCAGAUCCGCUCCUCUCUCACUCUCUUACUCUCCAAUCCCUUCUCACCCUCUCACUCAGACGACGCCAGCCUCCACCACACUCCCUUCGCACUCUCUCAGAUGUAGCUCCACCGCGAACCUCCUCCACCGCCACAUCCGCCGACCCCACCGCUGAUUGCUUCGUCGUUUCUUCCGAUCCGACGCCACCAUCGACGCUGCGCUGCCACCGCCUCUCCUGCGAAGACGCCGACGCUGCCACCGCCUCUGUCCCAGCCCUCGUCGUCCACUGCCGCGUGCAAGCAGAUUUCUCCAGCCCAGACGACACACUGCCGGUGCCAUCUUCUCCCCCCUAUCUGCAGAAAAAGUAUACUUCAAAAACUGAUCUGAGUAAGUUUGAUGGUAUUGAGGAAGGUGGCAUUAGGGCUUCAUUAUCAUACUCUUCUCAUGAGAUUGAUGAACAUGAGAAUGAAAAAGCACUGGAAGGACUGCAAGAUAGAGUCAAUUUGCUGAAAAGAGUUAGUUGAGAUGCUGGAUGGUUAAGAAAGAAAAUGAAAUUGAUAGGAUGAAGAAAGAAAAUGACAGCAUGCAGAUUGAGCUCAGUCUGUUAACCGUACCAGCUGCAGGAAGAUCAUUGGAGCAAUCUCAACAUGUCAAUUCAGUUGUCAAUGAGACUGUAAUUCAAAUACAACAAACUCAACCUGAGCUUGAAGACUCGGUUGCAUGGUACGAGGCUGCCGGUGGUCUCAAGAAAGGAGGAUCAGUUUUUGGAUUCGGAUCAGAUUCCCAGCACUACUUCCCGGAGGCUGCGAAACAAAAGAACUCAAAAUCUGGAGAACCAUCUACAGAUUCAGCUCGUGAUGAACAACUUAUGCAAUUAAAGGAAGAGAAUAAGUAUAUCUUGGAGAAAGUUCAAAUGCUCGAAGCUCAACUUGCUGCACUUAGAGGUAUAAAUCUGCCAUCGUUCCAAUCUUCUCCUAAUUUGCAUGGGGCCGGUAGUCAUGAAAGCAGUGGUGUUGGGUUAGAUGACAUCGGAUUGAAUGAUGAUACACAAUUUCCUUUGCAAGAGGAAUAGAUCAAAGAUUCUAACCUUUUUUUGUGAUGCUACUUGUUAUUAUAAAUGUAUGAAGACUUUGAUCUGUAAAGUAGCAUUUAGAAUCUAAAACUAGUAUUUUGAAGGUGAAUAUUAGAAUCAAAACAUUGUAUAACUAAAUUUGCUAUUUGAAUGUAUAAUUUUUGUAGCGA
Ipomoea triloba (trilobed morning glory) is the source of this 1360-nucleotide messenger RNA. RefSeq lists its product as uncharacterized. NCBI's taxonomy places the organism in Eukaryota, Viridiplantae, Streptophyta, Magnoliopsida, Solanales, Convolvulaceae. Bases 1 to 642 code for a protein of 213 amino acids. The record is from RefSeq and is a predicted model, not a curated record. The transcript is spliced from 7 exons.